AUGGUUAUAUUUUAUAAUCUUUUGAACGUGGCUGCAAUAAAUGCACUAUGUAUUUAUAAAGCUAAUCACACGGAAAAUAUAAAAAUAAAAAGGAUCGACUUUUUUCAAGACUUGUCGUGGGAACUAAUAAAACCACAAAUUCAAUUUAGAUCUACAAUACAAACACUUCCAAUUGAACUUCGAAGACGUGCUAAAAUUCUGUUAGGAGAAAAGGAUACGGUAGCUAUAGGGACAGAAAGACCAGAUGGAUCCAGAGGUCGAUGUUAUGAUUGUGGACGAGCGCGUGAUAAAACUACCAGAAGGUGGUGUUGUAAGUGUAAGAAGUGGAUGUGCGGUGACCAUUUAAAAGACAUAUGUAAAAAUUGUGUACUAUAA
Macrosiphum euphorbiae (potato aphid) is the source of this 375-nucleotide messenger RNA. NCBI's taxonomy places the organism in Eukaryota, Metazoa, Arthropoda, Insecta, Hemiptera, Aphididae. The record is from the annotation of a GenBank genome assembly.